CGUAUUCAGGGGAUAAUAGACUAACACACACAUUUGUCAAUCCCCCUUUCCUAAAUCUCAGCCGUUUGAGUUCCUUUAUUCCCCUCCACCCUCUUUGGAGAGGGGACACGGGAUGAGCAGAGCUUUUGGAAUGUGUGCAGCAGCUGCUACGUCACCGCGGUCUCUCAAGUCUCACUCCAUCCGAAGAUCUCAGUAAAGCCCGAGUCCCGUGGAAAAACAGUUUUUAUGGACUUUAAAAACGCCAUUUUACAAUAACGUCUAUUACCCAUACCAGCCAAAGACCCAAGGGACCCACUCAUCAGCUGGGAUCCCCUCCCCCCUAACCUCCCCCCUGAGCCAGCCCUCCUCCAGCAGCCGGUGUCCUCCAGCACCACCUCCACCAGCCAUGUCUGCCUCCACAUCCACCAUCAUCCCGCCCUUCAAAUUCCGUCCGCGACGCGAGAGCGUUGACUGGCGCCGGAUCAGCGCGGUGGACGUGGACCUGGUGGCCAGCGAGCUGGACUUCCAGACCCUGCAGGAGCACAUCACAGGGGUGACCUUCUGCAACGUGGAGGGGGAGCGUUGUGUCCGCUGCCAGAGCCCCGUGGACCCAGCGCUGCUCAAGCUCUUCCGCCUGGCACAGCUGACAGUGGAGUACCUGCUGCACUCCCAGGAGUACUUGACCCUGAGCCUGGGGGCGGCCGAGGAGAGGCUGCAGACCCAGGCCCGCGAGCACCAGCAGCUCCUGGCCCAGCAGCAGAAGCAGGCGGACCAGGCCAAGGUACUGAAGACGGAGCUGAAGCAGAGGAAGAAAAUCAUUGCUCUCAACCAGCAGGCUAUGAUCAACAUGACCAAUUGCCAUAAGUGUCAACAUUGUGAUAAAGCCUUCAUGAAUUCCUCCUUUCUCCAGAAUCAUAUGCAACGUCGCCAUGCAGAUGAGUACGACAGCCAGUUAAGGACAGGCAACCAGAGGGAAGUGAAGAGCAUUGCAGAUGAGGAGGAGAUCAGUCGGCUGAAAGGGCAGCUGAGUUCCAUCACAUCUGAGCUGGAGUCACAGAGACAAGCCCUCUUGGCCAAAGCCUCUCAGGAAAGAGACCAGCAGUCCAUGCACCAGGAUUUGAUGAGAAAGUUAGAGAGAUGGAAGGAAGAAGAACACAGGAAGAUAGAGGAGAUGAGAGACGGUUUCCGGAGGGAGAUCGAGAUGCUUCACAACAGGAACGCUCUUCUUCAACAAAAAGUGGAUCUCAAGAUGACUACUCCUGUGAGGAGGUCCAGUCCUGCUACCCAUCAGACUGACCAAGACAUGGAUGAAAAAAACAAUGUUGUAGUCCAGAAGAUGGAUCAGAAACACAAGAAACUGGAAGAAAGGUUUACAUCAAAAAUAGAAAAAAUGAAGGCUAACCAUGAGAGCGAGAAGUAUCAGUGGCAGGAUCAGUUUAGCAGGUUGGAGUCGUCUGUGGUGGAGUGGCAGCAGCAGAGCCAGAGGCAGAAGGAGGAGAGUGACCAGCGGCUUCAGGAGCGGGACCUAAUCAUCCUCUCUCAGCGAGAGCAGAUAAAGCAUAUGUCCUCAAAUCCACCUACUAAAGUAGUUGAAGUUCCAGUGAUCAUAACAGCCCCAGCACCAGAGCCUAAACCAAAGAGAGUAGUGAAGGAGCAGCCUCCCUCUGCUCGUAAACUGGAUCCUAUAGAGGAGCUGUCUGAGGAGGACAAAGACUCGUCCAGCGUGUCUGAGAAGAAGCCAGUUGUUGUAAUGAAGCAGGCGUCUUCGGUGACCAGUGUCCUGAGGAAGAACCCCGACAUCAAGAGGGAGCUGCGUCCCGCCCUGGAGCAGGCACUCCUAGAGAAGCUUGAGUCCCUGGGAGUCAAACCGGGUCUGAGGGGACUCGGAGGCAGCGAGUACAGUGAUCUCAUGGCUACGGUGCGCUCGGAGAGAGAGAGUACGGCGAGGGACAUUCCGGACUACUGGCGUCACCGUGAGGAUGUGGCGCACACGUUGCUUCUGAGACUGAAGGACAAGAGGAAGGGGAGUGACUCUGCCCCCGAGCAGCGGGUCAAACCAAAACAACCCACUCAAGUGACCCAGGCCAGACAACGGUCCAGAAGCCUUUCCUCCAAGGUGACACAAGUGAUUUCAGGACCACCAGCAGCGCCUGCCAAACAGCCUGCCCCUCGGACCCUUACCAGUACCCUGCCCAAGACCUCCACUCCCAAGACCCCUCCCUUCAGCUCAGACGACAAGUCAACAGAGGAGGAGUCUGAAGAGGAGAAGCCACCUCAGAAAUCCAGGCAGGAGCAGAGAGUCCCUCAUCACAGAGCGUCCCAGCCCAAACCAACACAACCCAAGACCACCCCCCAUCACAAACUCACCCAGUCCAAACCGGUCCAGGCCAGAUCUGGCCAGCCCAGGACCACCCAGGCUCAGCCAUAUAAACCCCAGCAGCCCAGAAGCGCUGUGGUCAACACAACCAAGAUGGGGGUCAACGUAGUAGAGAGUGAGGGAGAGUGGACAGAGGGGAGUGAGUUGGAGGAGAUCGACCAACAACAGCUCCAGAACUGCAAAGACCAGAAUGGGAACGUACAGAAGACUACAAACAAUAACCUGGUCAAGGACUUGACUCAGAGCCUGGAGAAGCAGCUUGCAGACCGAGGACCAAAGAAGUCGCUAGGGGGAGUGAGCUUCUUACCAGAGAGGAAAGACAAAGACGUUGUACGGGAACUCAAGUAUACAAACGAUGAUGAUGAGGAUGACUGGGAUAUCUCCUCGUUGGAUGACCUAUCGGUCCCCGCCCCCGUGAGGAAGAGCCUGGACUCAGACAGCACUACCAGUGUCUGGGGAACAUCCACCGGGAAGGGGCAGAAAACAGGUUUGAAUGAAGCAGGAACCGGCAGCGACUGGAGUGACGAUGAUAUAUAGUCCUAUGGAGGUGAUACAGUUCUACAAUGAUAAAACUCAAUAUGACGCCCAUAGGAAUUCUUUGGAAGGCAAAUAUACUUCUACAUGAUUUACCGAUACUGUUAGAAUUACAGUUGCAUGUAGAAGAGACUUAAUGAAUGGAUCCUCUCUGUUCAGGACACAGUGUAUCUCUAGAGAUAUACACCUAUGACAGUGGUAGCCAACUGCCUUGUGGCAGUUUUCAGUGUUUUUAUUUUAUAUACAGAUUAUAUGUUAGCUAUAGUGAAUUGUCAACUUAGAGGUUUUAUGAAAUGUGAUAUUGCACUUCAUGUGAGGUACCUGUAUGAUUUGUGUCAAAACAAUUUACAAGACAUUUGUGUUUCCCAUGAAAGAAAAGAAAAUGUGUUUUUUAUCUAAAAUAUUUAUACAUGCUAGCAAUAAAUAUUUAUUUUUGUAUCAAA
This is a messenger RNA of Oncorhynchus keta (chum salmon), 3333 nucleotides long. Its product is annotated as cilium assembly protein DZIP1-like. Gene Ontology annotation, cellular component: ciliary basal body; cytoplasm. Gene Ontology annotation, biological process: cilium assembly. Lineage: Eukaryota; Metazoa; Chordata; Actinopteri; Salmoniformes; Salmonidae. The transcript is spliced from 18 exons. Bases 386 to 2893 code for a protein of 835 amino acids. The record is from RefSeq and is a predicted model, not a curated record.